Molecule: messenger RNA, 4416 nt
Organism: Fusarium subglutinans
Lineage: Eukaryota; Fungi; Ascomycota; Sordariomycetes; Hypocreales; Nectriaceae
Product: ankyrin protein
Exons: 9
Coding region: 1-4416 (1471 amino acids)
Molecular function (GO): protein binding
Source: RefSeq, a predicted model, not a curated record
AUGGCAGCAGUUAGCCACAAAAACUUCAGACUUCGGGGCAUCCCGCUUGAAUUUGAGUGGAGUUUCGACUUAUCUGGCGACAACGACAUCGAUUUCAGCAAGUCUCUUGCUUUCGACACACACUUUACAGGUUUCACACCUUUUCAUCGCACAAGCGAUAAUGAUUGCCAGAUUGACUUGAUUGCAGUCUGUGGCCUUGGAGGACAUGCGCUGGGUUCAUUCAAGGAAAAGAAUGGUCGCUUCGUUUGGCUUCGAGAUGCACUGCCAUCAGACAUCCCAAAUGCAAGGAUUUUGACCUACGGCUACAGUAGUCAGCUUGUCGGAAGUGAAUCCUUCCAAAGCUUGACUGACCUGGGAAGAACAUUGCAGAUUGACCUUGAGGACAUUCGUGACUCAAACCAACCUCGUUCGAUACUAUUCAUCGGACAUAGCCUGGGUGGGCUUGUCAUCAAAGAGACCGUCCGAAUAUUGAAAGAAGAGCCUCUUGGGCCCGACCUUUCGAUCUUGAACGCUGUUUCCGGCUUCGCCUUCUUUGGGGUUCCCCAUCGAGGUUUGGAAGUCAAGUGUCUGGUCCCUCUGGUAAAGGAUAACCCCAAUCGGGCACUGCUCGAGUCUCUCAGCCGGAACUCUUCGCUUCUCGAGCACCUACAAAAUGAGUUCGGCAAAAUAUCCAAAGCGAGGAACCUCUCUGUUGUGUCAUUCUAUGAAACGGAAAAAUCCCCUACCGCAAUUUGGAUAAAUGGCAAAUGGGAGAUGUCUGGCACCAGCGAAGUGUUGGUAGAAGUGUUCUCGGCAACAUGCGGUUGUCAGAAGCAGCACCCAAUCAACCGCAAUCACUCUGAGAUGGUCAAAUACAGUGGCGUCCAUGAUCAAUUGUACCGAAGAGUAUUGAUUGCCCUCCGUCCUAUACUUGGUGUAUCACGAGGACGGCAUGGUAUUGCAGCUUGUGUUCAACUUUCAAAUGACGAGCAGGAGUGCCUAAAACCGCUAUCAUUCCCCGAGCAAGAGCACAGAUACUCCGAGAUCUCCUACGCAAACGACACUUGCGAUUGGCUUCUAGAAGACUACAAAUAUCGGAAAUGGAUGGAAACAGAUCGCGGGCUCUUUUGGAUCAAAGGAUGUCCUGGAACAGGCAAAUCGACUCUUAUGAAGUUCGCAGCUGAUACGAUGAGCCGCAGGAAGUCCGGGGAAGUUAUCGCUUCCUUUUUCAUCCAUGGACGCGGCAUAACAUUACAACAGACGCCGUUGGGUAUAUUUCGAGCUUUGCUAAAUUCGUUGCUCUUGUCGUUUCCAAAGUACCUCGCGGAGCUCACAGAAGUCUUCCAAGAUAAACAGAAGCGGUACGGAUCAUAUGAGCAGAAGCACGGUUGGCAGUGGAGUGAGAAAGAACUGGAGAAGUUCUUGUCCAGACUCUUGAUUGAGGGUACUAAAGAGAUGCCGGUGGUGAUAUUCAUAGAUGCACUUGAUGAGUCUGGGGAUUAUGCCAGAAAUCUGCUAAUAUCCCUUAAAAGCCUAGCAGAGAAUGCUGAGCGAGAGGGAUCCAUGGUCAGGAUCUGUUUUUCAUCGAGGCAUUUUCCGAUACUUGGCCAUGAGACGAUGGCGAGGGUUUAUGUGGAAGAGAGAAAUGACCAGGACAUCAGACUUGUCAUUGAAGGCCGACUAGAAGAUAUUCAGCCCGUUGAAAGGCGGCGACAGAUUGAGAAAGAGAUCUUGUUGAAGGCCCAUGGAGGCUUUCAAUGGGCUAUACUCAUCACAAAAAUGGUACUGGAGGAAGACAUGGCCGGCGCCAGAACUGAAGACCUACUUAAUAUUAUAUCGGCGACCCCACCAGACCUCGAUGAUCUGUACGAUAUCAUAUUGCAGGGGGUAACUAAGGACAAGCACAAGCAGAUGGCCAAGCUGUUUCAGUGGGUUCUCUUUGCCAAACGACCCUUAUCAGCCCAAGAGCUUCGAGAGGCACUCACUACUGAUAAAGACAUGCCUUAUACAACAGUCUCGGAGCUCAGAUCUCAUUGUAACUGGUCGGAUUCUUUAUCUCAGUUCGAGGUGCGUGUCCGGCAUAUCUCCAGGGGUCUCGUUGAGUUCCAGAAUCGUGACGUCUAUGAGCAAUAUGAGCCUGGGGGUGAAGAAUGGAGCCGGGAAGCUCAGUUCAUACAUCAGUCAGCUGCAGAUUUUGUUGCGCAGAAGUUUCUCGCCAAUGAGUCGCUAUCUAGGUCCCCAGCUGGAGCUGGCCAUUAUGAGAUCUCGAGAUCCUUUCUCAGAUAUUUGACCUUGGACGAAAUACUUCACGCAAACGGCCUAUCCCGAGAGAAACUCUCAACGACCUUCCCGCUAAUGCCAUAUGGAGUGACAUUUCUUCUGGACCAUAUUAAGGGUGUUGAGAAAGGAGCUAUUUGCCAGGCUGACUUGAUGACAUUGAUCCAAUGGAAUCGGAAAGAACGCCUUGAGAUGCUCGCAAAGAUAUGGAGAAUAAUGGACCCCGAGAGUACUCAUGCGCCUAGAGGCUGGCCGUUCCUCGACGCCUCAAUUCUUCACCUCGCGAUAGCGUUUGAUUCGGCUAGCCUGUUGGAUAUUUUGCUGCAGCCAAACAGCUCACACUUGGAUACUAAGGAUCUCGAAGGAAAUACCCCCCUUCAGCUUGCUUUACGAGAAGACUCACAAGACUUGGCCCUAAUGAUACUGGAACGCUCAAGGAUGUGGCAGGCUCAGAAUGACGCCGUUGCUUCAGAAGACUGGUCAAGAGGCACUCUAAUACCAUGCAGAUACCUCAGUCAUGUGAAUACCACUAAUGUUGACGGUGAAACACCCCUGGGCUUAGCCGUGUCCAUCGAAGCACAUAGGGUUAUCCGAGACUUGGUUGAUGCAGGUGCUGAGAUCAAACACGAGAAGUCCCUGCUGUUUUAUGCCAUAAGUCAAGAGGAUAAGGCACUAGUAUAUCGGCUCAUAAAAGAGGGUUCAGACCUCGACGGUGCUGUCUAUUUUACAACGCGAUGUUUAAAUCGGACCAGUGAGCAGCCUCACAUCUUACACGAACUCUUGAAGGCUCUGCUUGAAUGUGGCGGCAACACAAAGAAACACAGAGGUGUCGAGAUUGACAAUUUGAACGGGCUCGAUGAAGAUGCAGAUGAAUAUGAGGAGGAUGAGGAUGAGGAACUUGAGGAGGCAAUCUCGGUCGCUACACGCGGAGGUAGAUUAGAAGUGGUCUGUCUUUUAUUGUCCCACGGUGCUUCCGCAAACACAAGAGGUCAUUAUGAUAAGGCCCCAAUACUGGUAGCUAUUGAAAACUUUCACUACGAUAUCGCCGUGGUCUUAUUUCGGGACUCGCCUUCGACCAUUUUCUUAGCGGAUUUUGACAGUUCUACAACCCUUGAGAAGGUUAUACAAUAUGAUCAAAUCGACCUUGCACUGUUAUUUGUGAAAGAGGGCCAGGGAGUCUUGAAAUUGCACCAGUUGCUUUACAAAGCUGUCAGGAUGAAAGAACUCCAAUUUGUGGACAGUUUACUACGCAGGGACGCAAACGUCAUAAAACUGGCCAGUCAAGGAUGGGGCGACUAUGAUCCACCAUUCCUAAUAGCAGUUCACUACGAAGAUGAAGGCAUGGUCGAUCUCCUUCUCCGCACAGGCCAGAUUGAUAUCAGCAUCAAAAAUAAAGAUGGUUACACUCCAUUCUUAGUCGCCAUUGAUCUUAGGUGUCUUGGUAUUGUCAAGCUACUGCUUGAAACAGAAAUGAUUGAUGGUAAUCAGGAAGAUUUGGAAAAUCUAGCAUUCUCUUCUGCACAAUCUAUCAUGAAUGAGUACCAUGAGUACUGUUUUACGCCCCAGGCUGAUUUUGAUUAUGAGAUGAUACUUCUAAGGGAUGAAAUGGAGAAGUUUCUUUGGUGGGCUAUAGAAGGUGAGAGGUUAAGGAUGAUUAAACUUAUCCUUGACGAGAGCAUGGUUGAUUCCAAUCGGACACUUCGAGGACAAACACCACUCAUGUGGGCUAUUCAGCGGGGGAAAGAGGACAUUUUCAAGGUUCUUCUGGGCAAUUUUAGAGUUGAUCCUCAAUUCUCCGACAACUUGGGACGAACGGCCUUGUCGUGGGCUCUGGACUAUAGCAAGCAUAGAAUGGUUCUGCUACUACUCAGUCGGAAAGGGUUCUCUAUCUAUAGAGAAAGCAACGACACUUCACGAAAAUUGUUUUGGUGGGCUAUCGGAAUGGGCAAUCUUGAUGCAAUCAAUAGACUUCACGAAUCUUUUAAGUACGAUGUCAACAAGAAGGAUGGUUCGGGGAGGACACCGUUGAUAUACGCUGCUGAAACGUGUGCCGAGGAAGCCAUGAAGGUACUUCUCAAGACAGGCAGGGCUGAUGUACAGGCUGUUGAUAACAGAGGUGAUACAGCACUUUCGAUAGCUGAACAGCGGUAUGGUCAUUAG